This is a messenger RNA of Euleptes europaea (tarantolino), 988 nucleotides long. It is a transcript of the gene TIMP4, whose product is annotated as TIMP metallopeptidase inhibitor 4. Bases 143 to 808 code for a protein of 221 amino acids. Gene Ontology annotation, molecular function: protease binding; metalloendopeptidase inhibitor activity. Gene Ontology annotation, cellular component: extracellular matrix. The transcript has 5 exons. Gene Ontology annotation, biological process: negative regulation of endopeptidase activity; negative regulation of membrane protein ectodomain proteolysis. The record is from RefSeq and is a predicted model, not a curated record. NCBI's taxonomy places the organism in Eukaryota, Metazoa, Chordata, Lepidosauria, Squamata, Sphaerodactylidae.
GAAAAAGCAUUUUAAGUCUGCUGAAAUUGAACUGCUGCUUGCGCAGAGCAGAAACUAGACCGUCAUUAGGAAGUUUAGAUAUCAAGUCAAGAGUGAAAGAACAUUUUCUUCAAGCUGGCCGGCAAGCAGUGUUUUAAGCAGCAUGAAUCCUCUGUUCGGUACCUUGUUAUUCUCCCUGUUACUUCUCCUAACCCUCAGGAUUCAAGAGCUGAUAGAAGCUUGCAGCUGCGCUCCUGCUCAUCCACAGCAGCUCAUCUGCGAUUCUGCUUUAGUGAUUCGAGCAAAAAUUUCCAGUGAAAAGGUAGUUCCAGCUAAUGAUGACCCUCUUGACACUCACAAGAUGAUCCAAUAUGAAAUCAAACAAAUCAAGAUGUUUAAAGGAUUUGAAAAAUUGAAAGAUGUUCAAUAUGUGUACACACCUUUUGAUUCUUCUCUCUGUGGUGUGAAAUUAGAAGCCAAUAACAAGAAGCAAUAUCUCCUAACAGGACAAAUUUUAAAUGAUGGCAAAGUUCUUAUCCAUUUGUGCAAUUACAUUGAACCAUGGGAUGAUCUGACACUUUCUCAAAAGAAAAGUCUAAAUCAGAGAUACCAAAUGGGCUGCGGAUGUAAAAUUUCGGCCUGUUACACAGUGCCCUGCUCCAUCACUACACCAAAUGAAUGUUUGUGGGUAGACUGGCUGAUAGAGAGGAAGCUCUAUGGGCACCAAGCAAAACAUUACGCCUGUAUCAAGCGCAAUGAUGGAACAUGCAGUUGGUAUCGAGGUGGCCCUCUUCCGGAAAAAGAGUUUAUUGAUAUGAGUGAACCAUGAAUUACGUUAAUUUCUUGCAAUGCUGUUUUGGUCAUUGCUUUGAACUUCCAACGUCUAUCUGUUACUUAGAAACAGAAACAAAUUUUGCUGUGUAAAGUUCAGUGUUCAUAGAAUUGGCAUCCAGAAAAGAGGAGGAGCUGUCUCUUGGAGAUAGCUGCUCUCUACGUUUCUUUUUAUAGA